AUGGCCAGCUCGGCUUCCCUGGAAACCAUGGUGCCCCCCGCUUGCCCUCGCGCCGGAGCGUCGCCGGCUACGUCCAAGACCCUGGCCUUCUCCAUCGAGCGCAUCAUGGCUAAGACGUCGGAGCCGCGUGGUGCGCCCUUGGAGCCCCGGCCCGGAGCGCUGGAGACGGACGGUGGUGGUGGGCAGGGCAAGAAAUUGCUCAACCUGUGCUCUCCGCUCCCCUGCAUGAUCCCCUUGCCCCCCCUGGGCUACGAGGUGCAGUCCAAGACGCUGCUGAGUUACUCGGAGCUGUGGAAAAGCAGUCUCCGGGCUGGCGGUGGCGGCGGCGGCGGCGGGGGUGGAGGAGGCGCUCCGGUGUGCGGAGCCAGCGGCUUGUGUAAAACCAACUGUGGCAUGUGUUGCAAGGCCGAGCUGGGCCUGGCGCCGUCUGCGCUGCCGCCGGGCAGGGUCAUCAAGCCGCAGGUCAUCAACCAGGCCGUGGGGCUACCGGCCAGCGGCUCCCUCUACUAUUUUAAUUACCUGGACUCGACCUCGUACCCCCCGUCGGAGCUCCUGGGCGGUCACCUUUUCCCGUCUGGCCUCCUCAACGCCCCGGCCCCCGCCGCCCUCGCCGCGCACCCCAAACUCUUUCUCCUGGAGAAUGCCAAGUUGGCCGGCCUGGCUGCGGACAAGUUUGCCCAUCCGGCCCCCUAUUCCCACAAGGAGCGCUUGCCCGCGCCCCUAGAGCAAGUGCUCAAGGAGAACUCGGCGCUGACAGCCGAGCGCGGGGCCGUCAAGGGUCACAGCAAGCUGCCUGGAAGCUCAGCGGAUGGAAAGCCCAAAAACUUCACCUGCGAGGUGUGCGGCAAGGUGUUUAAUGCUCACUAUAAUCUCACCCGCCACAUGCCAGUCCACACAGGAGCCAGACCGUUCGUGUGUAAAGUUUGCGGCAAAGGUUUCCGUCAGGCCAGCACCCUCUGCAGACACAAAAUUAUCCAUACCCAGGAAAAGCCGCAUAAAUGCAACCAAUGCGGCAAAGCCUUCAACCGCAGUUCCACGCUCAACACACAUAUCCGCAUCCAUGCGGGCUACAAGCCCUUCGUCUGCGAAUUUUGCGGCAAAGGCUUUCAUCAAAAAGGAAACUACAAGAACCAUAAGCUGACCCACAGCGGCGAGAAACAGUACAAAUGCACCAUCUGCAACAAGGCCUUCCACCAGGUCUACAACCUGACUUUCCACAUGCACACCCACAACGACAAGAAGCCUUUCACCUGCGCCACUUGCGGCAAAGGGUUUUGCAGAAACUUUGAUUUAAAGAAACAUGUGCGCAAACUCCACGACAGCGUGGGCCCCGCCGCCCCCUCCACGAAGGACCUGACUCGGACUGUACAGAGCUGA
Molecule: messenger RNA, 1377 nt
Organism: Suncus etruscus (white-toothed pygmy shrew)
Lineage: Eukaryota; Metazoa; Chordata; Mammalia; Eulipotyphla; Soricidae
Gene: FEZF2
Product: FEZ family zinc finger 2
Exons: 4
Coding region: 1-1377 (458 amino acids)
Cellular component (GO): nucleus
Source: RefSeq, a predicted model, not a curated record